Rotaria sordida is the source of this 2346-nucleotide messenger RNA. Lineage: Eukaryota; Metazoa; Rotifera; Eurotatoria; Philodinida; Philodinidae. The record is from the annotation of a GenBank genome assembly.
AUGUUCUCUGGUAUUGUUCAAUGUUCUAGUUCUACACGAGUUUCCGCUUCAUACUUACCUUAUUUACAGUUUCGUGAUCGUCCUUAUAAUGUAACUGGUAGUAUGCGUUCACUCCAUUUAAAUGAUGUUCCCAUAUUAGUUCAAUCUGGAUCUAUUCAUUAUGCGAGAAUUCAUCCUGAUGAUUGGCUUUCGAUGAUUCAACUAGUAAAACUAACUGGAAUUAAUUGUAUUAGUUUAUAUAUAUUUUGGUCUUAUCAUGAAAUUGAACCUGGUGUUUAUGAUUGGACUUCCGAACGCCGUAAUAUUACUCAGUUUAUUGAAUUAGCGAAAUCAGAAGGUUUAUUAGUUUUACUUCGUAUUGGACCUUAUGUUGAUGCUGAAUGGAGUUACGGUGGUUUACCUGUUUGGCUAAGACAAUUCACUGAAAAAUACAAAGAUAUUGAAAUUCGUACUGUUAAUCAAUUAUGGCAAAUGGAAAUGCAAACUUUCACUACAGCAGUUGUAAAACAUUUAAGUCCUUUAUUUGCAUCAAAUGGUGGACCAAUAUUUAUGCUUCAGAUUGAAAAUGAAUAUGGUAAUAUUGCGCAUGCAUUUCCUCCUGGUGAUGCUACUGCUUAUAUGCAAUGGGCUUCUGAUAUGGCUCAUUCUGUUUGUUCUGUAUGUUAUUGGAUUACUUGUAGAUAUGAAGAUAUGGAUGUUAAAACUAAUAAUGCUAAUAACGAUUAUUAUUCAGGUGAUUGGUUAAGAAAUGUGCACUGGACUAAACAUAAUAAUACUCAACCUGGUAUUACAACUGAAAAUUGGAUUGGAAGUCCCGGAUGGACUCAAUUUGGAUCUGCGAAACCUCAUCGUCCUAUUCAAGAUUUCACUUAUUCUGUUGUUCAAUAUGUUGCUUAUGGAGCGGCUAUGCAUAAUACUUAUUUGAUGUAUGGAGGUACUAAUUAUGGUAGAGUCGUUGGUCGUACUCAUACGACUACUUAUUCAUUUGAUCCACCUAUUUUGGAAAUAGGAAUACCAAAUAAUAAUCAUUUUAAUCAUCUUAGACAUUUAUUAAAUACGAUUAAUUAUUAUGUACCUGCUCUAUUAAGUGUUGGAGAUAAUCUUCCUCCUCUUGUUAAUAUAACAACAAAAGGUGUUGUUAGUGUUAUUUAUGCUUCUCCUAGCAAUACUUCAGCUCAAUCAGUCAUAUUUUUAAUUAAUAACAACGAUAAAUUAGAUCAAACAGUUAAGUUAGAAGAUUCUUUCUAUACAGUAUCCGCUUGGAGUGCUCUUAUUAUCGAUGGUCAUAGUAAAGCUGUAGUAUAUAAUUCAGCAAAUUUAUCUGAUAAUACACCAUUUAAACUAGCUACAGCUCAAUUUAAGAAUUUCUCAUCUAUAGAAUACAUACCAGAACCUUCUUUAAAUUCCUUAGUUUUUAAAAAUAGUAACAAAUAUGAAUCAAAAAAGUCUUCGUUUCAUGCAAGUUUACCGGUUACUAAUACUACUGUUAUGCAAGAACAUUACUCUACUACGUUAGAUAAAUCUGAUUAUUUAACUUAUACAACUUCGGUUCAAUUAACUGAAUUUGAUAUCGAAUUACAAAAUAUAACUUUAACUUUACCUAUGCGUUGUGAAAGUUUAUUUAUAUUUUUAAAUAGAAAAUGGCAAACUAGUAUAUUUAAUCAACAAAAAGAAAUUAAUGUAAGUGUUAUAUUAAAUAUUACAGAUCUAAAUUUAAAAACAUAUGAUACAAUAGAAUUAAAAUUAGUCGGUGCUACUAUGAGAUUGGAUAGUUAUGGAAUUCAUUUUGAAACAUUGGGACGUGGAUUAGCAUUUCAGCCAAAUGAUACUGUAAUGUUUAAUGGAAAAAAUAUUAUUUCAAAUAAAUGGAAUUAUCAAAUUGGUUUAACAGGAGAAGAUAAACAAUAUUUUAAUCCUAAUAAUAAUACAAAUUUACCAUGGAAACCAAUCUCUAAUCAAUUGUCUACUAAACUAUCUAAUUUUAACUGGUAUCGUUUAAAAUUUCAAACACCCGGCAAUUUAGUGAGUAAUUCUAGUAAUUUAUAUCAAGUUAAUAUGACCGGUAUGUAUAAAGGAUUAUUAUAUAUGAAUGGUUAUAGUUUAGGUCGUUAUUUAACUAUUAAUGCACCUAAUAAAGAUCCUGUACCUCCAUGUGAUUAUCGUGGUUCUUAUGAUCCAUCAAAAUGUCGUUAUGAUUGGGGAAAGCCAACACAAAUAUUAUAUCAUUUCUCUGCUCAUUUAUUAAAUAAGAAUGGAAUUGACAAUGAAUUAAUAAUCUUUGAAGAAACAGAUGCUGUUCCUACACAAAUUUAUAUUCAAAUUACUGCUCUAGAGUCUUCAUAUUAA